This is a messenger RNA of Strongylus vulgaris, 300 nucleotides long. The record is from the annotation of a GenBank genome assembly. Lineage: Eukaryota; Metazoa; Nematoda; Chromadorea; Rhabditida; Strongylidae.
AUGUCAUCCACGGGUAACAAAGUGCUCUCCGUUCAGGUUCUUCGUAGAGCAGAUGCCUCUCGAAAAGAAGUGAAGGUGGUAGUUGACGGGCGACAACUUCGGCACUAUAGGAGAGUCCAACGGGGAUCGGCGGAUACGGAAAGGCAGUAUAGCGUUGAAGAAAUACAUCAAGAUGACAUUGAGCGUGGUGUUCUCGUUGAAAUGGACUCAAUUCCUGAAGAUCUCACAGUCUCUGUGGAUGCACGGUUGGCUUCCAUGAGCGAGCCACGGCGCUAUACAUGGAUGAGUGGUACUGAAACA